ACUUCCCCUUCUGACUCCACGCCUGUCUGUCCUGGGGUGCAGCCCCAGAGGAGCCGGCUGACUGUGCUGAGCCCCGAGAGCUGCACCAGGGGCCAUGGGGGUCCCUUCAGUCCUGCCACUCCCUGCUGCAGCGAGUGGCCAGGCUGGCUGUCCCCCUCGCCGUCCCUGGGGGCACUUGCUACUACUGUGCACGGCUCUGCUAUUCCUGGCUCCUGCGGCCGGGACCCCUGGUCUCCCGAAGGCCGUGGUGAGCCUCCAGCCCCCGUGGCUCCAGGUGUUCCCUGAGGACAACGUGACUCUGACCUGCCAGGGGGCCCACAGCCCUGGGGACAACUCCACCCAGUGGUUCCAUGAUGGGACCGCCAUCCCCACCCAGGUCCAGCCCAGCUACAGCUUCAAGGCCAGCAGCAACCACAGCGGGGACUACAGGUGCCAGACGGGCCAGACCAGCCUCAGCGACCCUGUGCACCUGGACGUGACUUCCGCCUGGCUGCUGCUCCAGACGCCCCGCCUGCUGGUCCCGCAGGGGGCCCCCAUCGUGCUGCGCUGCCACAGCUGGAGGAACUGGCGCCUGUACAAGAUCCAGUUCUUCCAGGACGGGAGACCCAAGUGGUUUUCAUACACGAACGCCAGCUUCUCCAUCCCACACGCGAACGCCAGCCACAGCGGCGCGUACCACUGCUCAGGGCUUCUCGGGCAGAUGCAGCACACAUCGCAGCCCGUGAACAUCACCGUCCCAGUGUCCAGCAAAGCCUUCCCGCCUGUGAUCACGGCAGUGGUGGCCGGGGUGGCCGGCAUUGUUGCUGUGGCUGGUGUGGCUGGUGUGGUGGCCUGGGUCUGCUUCAGGCGACACCAGAGUUCAGGAACCCCUGAGAACAGGGAAAGGGGAGAGACCCUACCCGAGGAGCCAGCCAACAUCGCCGACGAUACUGACACAGCUGCCAAAGCGGAGGUGGAGAACACAAUCACCUACUCCCUCCUCCUGCACCCCGAAGCCCCUGAGGAAGACGCCGCGCCCUCGGACUACCAGAACAUGUAGCUGCGGGGCCAGAGCCAAGCAGGCCCAUCUGUCUUCUGGCCGCACCCCCUCGGGCAGGAUGCCUGCCGUUCCGAAGAGGGGCGCUCUUCCAGGGUCACCCGCGGGGAUCCUGGGCUCCCUGUCCUGACAGCACAGCUGUGGCCCCUGAUGACAGCCACACUGAGCCCUGAGCCCCAGCACUUCUCGCCAUCACACGUCCUCUGUCCCACGUCCACGCAGACAAUAAAACUUGCUUUUAUUAAGAGAU
Messenger RNA from Myotis myotis, 1286 nucleotides. RefSeq names its product low affinity immunoglobulin gamma Fc region receptor II-like. The record is from RefSeq and is a predicted model, not a curated record. Gene Ontology annotation, molecular function: transmembrane signaling receptor activity. The transcript has 8 exons. NCBI's taxonomy places the organism in Eukaryota, Metazoa, Chordata, Mammalia, Chiroptera, Vespertilionidae. The coding region runs from base 95 to 1039 and encodes 314 amino acids. Gene Ontology annotation, biological process: cell surface receptor signaling pathway.